Molecule: messenger RNA, 2137 nt
Organism: Macadamia integrifolia
Lineage: Eukaryota; Viridiplantae; Streptophyta; Magnoliopsida; Proteales; Proteaceae
Exons: 6
Coding region: 40-1491 (483 amino acids)
Biological process (GO): DNA-templated transcription
Molecular function (GO): chromatin binding
Source: RefSeq, a predicted model, not a curated record
UCAGUUGGCGGGCAAAUCCCCAGUUCAAGGGAGCGACAAAUGGGGAACCGGAGGUUCAAACAGGUCUCUAGACUCUCAACCAGCGAUGUAGAAGAUGAGGGAGAAGCCCAACCUUCACAGCGUCCUUCGUCUUCUUCAAAUCCUGAAACUAACGAGAAAAAAAAGAUGAAACUUGCGGGAGAAGAUUCUGAGAGCAACGAAAAUAAAGAUGAAGCGUUGCAAGAGGGCGCGAAGCCGAUCGGAGAAGUAAUCAAGUAUACUGGCAAAGGCAGAGGACGGCGACCUCACUACAAUGCUUUCGAGUUCGAUGGUAAUCGAUUCGAGCUGGAAGAUCCAGUACUUUUAACACCUGAGGAUGCAGAUCAGAAGCCUUAUGUCGCUAUCAUUAAGGAUAUUGAACAAACCAGUGAUGGGAGUGUGAUGGUUACUGGGCAGUGGUUCUAUCGUCCUGAGGAGGCAGAAAAAAAGGGUGGAGGAAGCUGGGAACCACGUGAUACUAGAGAGCUGUUCUACAGUUUCCAUCGAGAUGCUGUUCCAGCUGAAUCUAUAAUGCACAAAUGUGUGGUGCAUUUUGUGCCCUUGCACAAGCAGCUUCCACAACGCUCACGGCAUCCUGGUUUUAUCAUCCAAAAAGUGUAUGAUAUUGUAGAGAAAAAACUUUGGAAAUUAACGGAUAAAGACUAUGAGGACACCAAGCAGCAUGAAAUCGAUCUUCUAGUUCAGAAAACUCGAGAGCGUCUGGGAGAACUUCCUGAUGUCGAGCCUGAAGAUGCCCCUGCUGAACAGGAAGAGCCAUUGAAGAAUAAGCGUUCCCUCAGAAAGAAAAAUAUGUCUCCCCUUGAUGUGUCGAGGGAAGAUGAUGAGGCCACCAGGUCCAAUUCAAGAACAGAAACACCAGGAAGUGUUGCCAAUGAUGCUUCGGAGUUUUAUUCAAUAUUAGCAAACUUCAAGGCUUUAACUGGAGAUUCGUAUCGUGACAAAUGUUUGGAGAGACUUCUUCAAGCAGUUCAGUAUGUAUGCGACCCAAAAGGUGAUGUGCAGGUUGAUGAUAAAGAAAAAGCUGGACCUGCGUGCACUGAUCGUGCUUCAAGUGGCAGCAAUCUCACAGAAACUGCGGAUGGCUCUCAGGAGAGUAUGAAGGGUGAUGAAGCAAUGCGCUGGCCAGAUGCUGCUGUGUCAGCAGUAACCGCUCUUGAGAGGGUCUCACAUGAAACUCUUGCCUCCGAUUUUACGAAGUAUAACCAAAAGAUGAGACAGCUAGUUUUCAACCUUAAGAGCAAUUCGAUGUUAGCGAAACGUUUGGUGAAAAGAGAGUUGGAACCUUCAACAAUUCUUAACAUGUCGCCUACUGAACUAAAGGAUGGUUUUACAGCAGAAGAAACUGCAAAGAAGCCUGAAGAAUCCGAGCACGUGCAGGUCAUUAAUUUUUUUGUUCUUAUGAAAUUUUGGAAAAAAACCAAAGCACGGUCCUGCCAAGAGAAGGCUCUUUGAUGAUCUACCUAGUUGCGCACAUGGCACGAUGUGGCAGUGCCAACCUCUAGAUAAGGCAUGGUCUACAUUGGCCACAUGUCAAAUUUCAGACCCAAAAUCAUUCAUACACCAUAAUUGUCUAGGUUUCUAGCCUCUUUCUUCGGUCCAAGGCGACAACAUGUCUUGUUUACAUUUUCGUGAGUUAACGUUGAUUUUUGUUUUUUUUUUUUUUUUUUUUUUUUAAUAUUAUAUCCUAUGCUUUGUUUAUUAAGUGUUAGUUUUCUCAUUUUAGAUCAUUACUAGCAUAAUUAUAUUGUAUUACAUUGAUAUGGUUUCUAUGCUGCAUAUAAGCACAAUGAUAUAAGGUUAUCACUGUUAUUCUACAUAGUGGUCGUGGGUUUGAGUCGGGAAACAGCCUCUCCACAAAGUUGGGGUAAGGCUGCGAACAUUAUGACCCCCCCAGACCUUGCAGUGGUAGGAGCCUCAUGCACUGGGUACGCCCUUUAUUUUGUUAUCUUACAUAUAGUUAGACUACAUGUGUAGGGCACCUAGGCUCCGUUUGGUAUCGUUCUAGAAAAACGUUUUUGGAGUUUUUUCGUUCUAUUGGAACGAAAAAACUGAAUCUUCUGUUUGGCGCACUUAUGGUUAGUUUCUAUUUUUUUGGAAC